This is a messenger RNA of Humulus lupulus (European hop), 947 nucleotides long. Its product is annotated as putative gamma-glutamylcyclotransferase At3g02910. Gene Ontology annotation, molecular function: gamma-glutamylaminecyclotransferase activity. NCBI's taxonomy places the organism in Eukaryota, Viridiplantae, Streptophyta, Magnoliopsida, Rosales, Cannabaceae. Bases 137 to 688 code for a protein of 183 amino acids. The transcript has a single exon. The record is from RefSeq and is a predicted model, not a curated record.
AUAGUAUGUCAUAAAGCAUGUCGAUACAUUUUAUGGUGGUCAUAUAAGGUUUACUUUCGAGGGCAGCAGCUUUUAAGUGACUAAAAUAGGGCUGUCCACAAUUGGUGAGCAUUCAUUCAUUUAUAUCUGAAUCUCAAUGGCUGAACCGUCCAACCUCAAGGACGAGGCGAAACGAAGCCUGAUCUUCACCUAUGGCUCACUCAAGCGUGGUUUUCCCAACCAUACACUAACUCAAGAUCUCAUCUCCCACAAAGACGCUGCUUACGUCGGCGAUUUCGUCACCCAUCAGCCCAUCCCCCUGGUCAUCGGCCCCUACGGCAUCCCUUACAUCAUCAACGACCUUCCUGGAUCGGGUCACCGAAUCAAGGGUGAGCUCUAUACCGUCACGGGCCCUGGCCUCGUCCGCUUAGAUGAUCUUGAAGGCAUUGCUAUCGGCCACUAUGAGCGCCUUCCGAUUCAGGUGGUGCGAGAUCUUAACGACGACGACGACGACGUCGUUUCUGCUGAGGCCUACUUCGCGCACCGAAGCUUCGGGCAUGCCCUGUGGGAGAGAAAUGGGAGAGAGAGUCUGAGAGAGUAUUCGGAGAUUGAGGGGAGAAGGUUAGUGAUGAAACAGGACAGGCCAGACCAUGGCCGGAGCAUUCUUGAAGACAUUCGCCUUUUUCUGGCUUCAUCCGAUGGGAAGUAAAAAUGGACUGCACUGGGCAGUUUCGUAAUUUGCAUUAGAUAUUAUUAUUAUUAUUAUUUAUUUUAUGCAUGUGUAAUAUAUUUUUUAUUUUUUUAUUUUGAUAAAGAUGCAGAGACUGCAAUAAUCCGAAUAAAAAUCACCUGUUCUGUUAAUUUAUUUAUUAGAUUAGUAAAUCAUCAGUAAAACAGUAUAUGUAUAUUGUAAUAGAAAUAUUUUAUAUUUAUUUGAAAAUAAAGUCAUAUCUUAAUUAUUUUAUUAA